Drosophila elegans is the source of this 6658-nucleotide messenger RNA. RefSeq names its product limbic system-associated membrane protein (gene DIP-alpha). The transcript has 9 exons. NCBI's taxonomy places the organism in Eukaryota, Metazoa, Arthropoda, Insecta, Diptera, Drosophilidae. The coding region runs from base 96 to 1751 and encodes 551 amino acids. The record is from RefSeq and is a predicted model, not a curated record. Gene Ontology annotation, cellular component: neuron projection.
AUUCAAGUGAAUAUUUUUUUGAAUUUUUUCUGUGCAGUGAAACUGUUUUGUUCGCGUGCCGAUCGCAAAUGUCUUUACGGAAUUGUUGAUACCAAAUGCGAGUCACGGCGAAACGGUUAUCUCGGAAUUUUCAACUCGCCAAGUUGGAUCGGAAUGGCAAAAUGCUGAUUCACCUGCUGGUCGUCGUUUUCCUCAUGGAAGCAAUUGGCGCCUUUCAGCCGGAGUUCGUGGAGAGCAUUUCCAACGUGUCCGUGGCCGUCGGACGCGAUGCAACCUUCACGUGUCACGUCCGACAUUUGGGCGGCUAUCGGGUGGGCUGGCUCAAGGCCGACACCAAGGCCAUCCAAGCAAUUCACGAGAACGUGAUCACCCACAAUCCGCGUGUCACGGUCAGUCAUUUGGACCAAAACACGUGGAAUCUCCAUAUAAAAGCUGUUUCCGAAGAGGAUCGCGGCGGUUACAUGUGCCAAUUAAACACGGACCCUAUGAAAAGUCAGAUCGGCUUCCUGGAUGUCGUGAUUCCGCCGGAUUUCAUCAGCGAGGACACCUCCUCCGAUGUGAUUGUGCCCGAGGGCAGUUCCGUGCGAUUGACAUGUCGAGCCCGUGGAUACCCGGAACCGAUUGUCACCUGGCGGCGCGAAGACGGCAACGAGAUUGUCCUGAAGGACAAUGUGGGCACAAAGACCCUGGCCCCCUCGUUUCGCGGCGAGGUGCUGAAGCUGUCAAAGAUCUCGAGGAACGAAAUGGGCUCCUAUCUGUGCAUCGCCUCCAAUGGAGUGCCCCCAUCGGUUUCGAAGCGCAUCUCCCUCAGCAUACACUUUCAUCCGGUCAUCCAAGUGCCGAAUCAAUUAGUCGGCGCACCACUUGGCACUGAUGUCCAAAUCGAGUGUCACGUCGAGGCCUCGCCCAAAUCAAUUAACUACUGGAUUAAGGACACGGGAGAGAUGAUUGUGACGUCGGGCAAGUAUCAUGUGCAGGAGAGUUCGCAGUCCAUGUACGAGACCAAAAUGUCGAUGAUAGUCCGGAAGUUCCAGAAGGACGAUGUCGGAUCCUAUCGCUGCAUAGCCAAAAACUCGCUGGGCGAAGUCGACAGCAGUAUCCGUUUAUAUGAAAUCCCCGGACCGAAUCGUAAUAAAAAUCCGCUGAACGGCGGCGGAAAGGCAGGCGGUGGAGGGGGCGGCUCUGCCGGCGGAAGCCUGGAUGCGGAUGCCAAUGACAUUUUGAAGCAGAAACAACAAGUCAAAGUCACCUACCAGCCGGAGGACGAGGAGCUGCAGUACGGCUCCGCCGAGGAUUUCGAGGCGGAGGGCGGCGAAAACGGCGGAUUGACACCGUUAUCGCCGCACGUUUACUACACCAGCGGCAAUAAACCGGCCACACAUAAGCCGGGCAACUCCGGCGGCAAUCAGCAUCAGCAUCAACAUCAGCAGCACCACCAUCACAACCACCACCACAACAACCAGCACGGUGGUGGUGGGUCGGGGUCACCAGGCGGAGGUUUGGGGUCACCUGGUGGCGAAAUGGGCGGCAUCACACGUAAGCCCCCGCCCUAUUACGGCGGCAAUACGGAAGUGCGCGGCCCCAUCGACAACAACGAAAUGAGCUCCGGCUCCGGACUGCGUCGGGGUCACCAUUUGCCCCUUCCCCUGCUCCUCGUCCUCCUCCUCCUCCUCCUCAGGAGUUGGCACUGUCGACAGCCGUUCUUAAUGGGCUUGUCGACCGUGUCUGGCCUCCUGCUCGGCCUCUUAUAAUACGCAGUCUAAUGGACUCACCCAGCGCAUUCAACAACAGACCCAACAAUACAUGGUCGAAACGAAGAAAUAAGUGGCUAACAACACGACGUUCUUCAUCAGUUGAAGGAUAUCAACAACACUUACGCCAACACACACUUUCAACCCAAAAAAAAAGGUGGUGAAUUAAAUGCAAUCCAAGGGACUGAAUGCAUUCACCAAACUUCACCAACACAUUAUCCAAAAGCUCCAACACAUUUUUAAGUAAAAGCUGUCUAAAUAAUUUCUACAACGCCCUCAACAACAUAUAUUGUGGAGGAAAAAACACACAUAAAGAGGUUUGUAAUUUAUAGUCCAAGGGACUCUAGAAAACCUCACCAAAAACUCAACAACACUUUCACCAACAGUCUCCAAAACGCAAGCUCUCAAUCAUAUAACACAAAUGUUUUAGUAUUUAAAAGUCCAAGGGACUAAACAUUUAACUACACAUUCACCAACAGUCUCUAAAAAACGUAAUCUCAACCAUAAAAACACACAUGUUGUAGUAGCAAAUGUUAAAUUGUUUAUUACAUAAAUGAAAAACAAAAAAAAAAAAAGAAAACAGGGAUGGUGUUUGGAGGCAUCCAUAUUUAGUGAAUGUAUUAAGCGCAAGAAUUUUUAGUGUUACCGAAACAUUUUCAAGGGGGUUGCAAAGUUAAGUAAUCACAGCUAGCCUAAGGUAAAGCGGAACCCAAAAUCAGUUACAGUGUAUCGAGCACUGAGUAAACAAAUUAGAGCCCAAUUGAGACAAGAGCUCGCUUUAUUUCAUAGCAUAAAUUUCAUAUUUAAAUUUUAAGAGAAGGUUGGUUCUAAUGAUGUCUAGUUAUCAAGUCAACAACUUCUACUUGAUUCGUUAUUAAUCAACCCUUUCUGCGGCCAACUUUUUGUUGACUUUUUCAUUUAAAUUUUGUCGGCUGGUACACCUUUUUUUUUACCAAUUUCCCAAACCGAUUUAUAAAACUUUCGAAAGGUCAAUUAAUAUGAAAAUGUAACACACAAAACAAAGGGAAACGGAAACGAAAACUUUUUUGAUUUGUAAAAAGAGAAAAUGAUUUCUUUUACUUUUUGUUUGUUAUUCGUUAAUUUGGGCUACUUUUGGCUAACUUUUGUUCAUUUGUUAAACUUUGAUUGACAUUUGUGAUGUUCGAGAAGAGAGUGUGGGGUUAUGAUAAAUAGGUUUGGAAAAGGACACCCCUUUUCCCAAUUUAUUUUUUUACCAGAUUUGUUAAUUGUGCUGCUGUGUGCUGUGCCUUUAAAAAUAACUAAAUUUCUCAUUUUUAUGCAAAUUAUUUGCACACAAGCUGUGAUGCCUUUUAACCCUUUACCCUGUCUUGCUCUUAACCCUUUCAUGUGCUGCGUUUAACCCCUGUUGUACCAACUAUUUCUUGGUGUUUGCCAAAACUUUCGGUUUGUUUUUGUUUUAUUUUUCAAGUCUUUGCAGCGCAGUGUUUUUAUUUAUUAUUUUUAUUUAUUUUUUGUUGCAACGUCUUGUCUUCGCAGCUGAGUAUGUAUGUGUGUUGUGUGUUUUUAAAUGAAUGUAAAUGUGUGUGUGUGUUUUUUUUUUUUUUUUUUUUUUUUUGCAAAUGUGUGUAUGGCAGCUGUGGGGCGCAAGUUGUGGACACAGAAAACUCUCGGCUCCCAUCUGCGUUGCAUUUGCUUUUGAUGAAUUACUUGCAUGUCAGUUAACCACACACACAUAUCACACCCACACAGCCACGUUUUUAAUGAAAUGAAAACUUUUUGGCAAAGUGAAUUUCAUUGUAAGAAGCAACCACCCAAGCCGACCCCAAACCCCCGAAAAGCCCAAAACAAUUCUCUGCCAGAACUUAAAACUAAAAUAAAAUAAAAAAAAUAUAAAGCGAAGACAGCUACAAAUAUACAAAACCGCCAAAAGCUGCCACUGAUGAUGAUAAUAAGACGCUGACAACCGCAGCAACAGCAACAUGAACACAGCAGCAACAUCAGCAGCAGCAACCCAAGGAAGCAUGUCAGCAGCAGGGGCUUUAGUGGGUUAGAAGAGGGGGCCGAAUUGUGGGGGUAUUUUAGCCACGUUGACACAAGUGUUUCAAAUUACACAGACCCCCAAGAAAAGGAAGCCAAGCAGCAACGUACAACAUCGAGAACUAGUCAACCGGCAGCAACACUUUUCCUGAUGUUGCAAGUUGAUGUUGCUGCUGUUGCUGUUGCCAUUGCAGUUGCUGCUGCCAUUGUCCGUUGAUGAUGUUGUUGCUGCUCGUGUUAAUGUUGAUGUUGCUUGUUUGCCAGUCACCUCAUGUUGCCACAGGAAAAGCUCUGCCAAACAUUUGCAUUUUCUUUUUAUAUUUUAAAGACUGCUUUUUAUAUUUUAAAGAUUGCUGACUCAAAAGCGUUUUAAUUACUUAUUUCAUAUUUAUUAAUUUGUGCAGUGCUUAAUAAGGUUUCAAAUAGCUGGUAAAGUAUUUGUGAAAGAUUUGCAGAAUCAAUUUAAAAUGUUAAAUUCAAAGAAAAAAUCAAUUAAGUUUCUAUUUAACAGUCAAUCGCCAUUUUCUUAUGAAAUAUAUUAAUUAUAUAAAAAAAAUUGGCGUACAAAGAACUAUUUUCUUUUUUUUUUUUAAUGAAAAGCAAAAACAAAAGACAAGUCAGUAUUUUCCGAGUCGAACUUUAAUUUAACUCUGACAAAGUAUUUGACUAUUUCUAAUUUGCUUACUGCUUCAAUUUAGUGGGGUUGUUUCCAUUAUUAUGGCUGUUCUUGCCACUUGGGCUAAUUCUAAAGCUGAUGUUGCUGCGGGGAUGUUGCUGGUGCUCAUAUCACUCGUGUUGCUGCAACUUCUUUUGUUGUUAUCCUUGCUGCUGCUGCUGCUGCCACAUUUGCUGCCUUUAAAAUCGCGCAUCCUUUGUUGUCCUUUGUUGAAUUGCGUAAAUGGCACAACAAAUAUAAAUACACAGCAGCAAUAAUACCAGACAAACAUGCACAAAAGGACAAUCACAGAGGGAGAAAUUUAUAUUAAUUGUAAUUGGAUUGAAAUGCAUUGAUAUUUUCAAUAUUUUGGUACCCAAUUUGAAUAUAUUAUAUGUUUUUUUCUGGAUUCUUGAUUAGAAAAAGAAGCAUUUGUUAUUUCUUUUUAUUUAUUAUUUUUUCUCCAUUCUUUAGAAGACUUUUGUAAACCUUUUUUUUUUGCCAGUGUACAUGUGCAUUUUGCUGCUUAUGAUUGUUACGGAGCCGCAGUUUGAGUUGUUUUUUGGGGCUUUCCGCGACACUUGUAAUCAAGUUUUCCCCAGCACCAUGGCACCAUGGUGUGUGUGCUUUCUCUAUCCAAGUGUUGCCUACUUCUGUGGGCGGGGGAAACGCGAGGCGUUGAGUGGGCGUGGCGUGGAGUGGCGGGGAGGAGCGCUUAAUUGCUCUAUUUGAUGCCGUCAAAUUGUAUUUUAAUUUCGCAUUUCCCUUUUUAUCAUUCCUCGCUGUGACUGCUGUCUUUAAGAUGCUUUUGUUUAAGGUCGGGUUUCAAAGGCAAGGAACAUAGAAAAAAGGGUAUUGCAUUUAAGUGCUUUUCUUACAUAUAGUAAACAUUUAUAUAAACAGCUACAAAAAUUUAAAAUCACAUAAAAAGGUUUCAAAAAUUAUUCUUUACAAUUAUUCAAUUCUUUAUUUAACUGUCUUUAAUUUAAAUUUAAUUUAUAUAUAAUGGUGUUUGUGCUUUAAUAGGCUAAAAGUUUUUUAAUAAUCUUUUUUUACAUAAAUUUCUAUCUGAGUUUCUUACAAUAUUUUCUUUUAAUUUUUGAUUCUUUUUGAAAUGUUUUUUACACAUUUGGAAAUCAAUAACUUUGCAUUAUUCAUUUAUUCUAGUAUCGGAGUCAAUAUUAACAACAUAUAAUAGGAAAAACAUUAUCUCAAAUCUUAGAAAUGAUUUUGACUACCUGAGAAAAUCUUUGGAUAUACUUUAUCCUGAGGACGUUUCUUGGCCAUCCUCAGCCUAAAUUAUAUCCUUGCUUUCCUUUAUGUUCGUCAUAUUUUUCGGGGCCAUUCUUUUGGCGUACUUUUUAGCAACCGCCUUUGUUUUACUGCGGUUUAUUGUGUUGUGCAGUGUGGCGAACUUGUAUCUAUUUAAAUUUUGUGUGUGGCAACAUGUUUAUUUUAUAACCCCAAGGCAAGAGGAAAAUGCAGGGGGGAGUUUGGGAGUUUGCUUCAUGUUUGACGGAAGUUUAAUUGAAUACACCGCUCACUUGAUGGUGUAUGGAUGGGCGGGUCAGGGGGGUUGGGGAAAAUGUACUUGUGUGCGUGUGUUGGCCGCAAAACAUUUUCCGCAUUUUCCGGGGAAAAGACGGGACAGCAGCUCGCUAAAACAAAUGGCAAUCAAGUUGAAUUGUUACACACACACACACACACAUUAGGGAGGGCGGGGAGAAACGAGGGGGCGUGGCAUAGGAAUAAUACGUAGGGGAAAAUGAGAGGAAAAUAUAGGGAAAAUAUGAGCGAAAUAAGUACGGGGUCUGUCAGCCGCUGGCUGAAAUUUACUCAACUUUUUUGAUUUAAUAAUGAAAUGAGUGUCGGCUUGAAUAUCCCUAUAAGCGUGUAUUUGUAUGGCACUGAGUGUGUUGGUGCGUAGUAAGUACGUGUGUAUGUGUGUAUCAUGGUAAAUGGCUUUGCUUUGUAAUGUCUCAAUGGCUGACAAGCGGCUGUCGAGCAACAGCUGGCUAAAUAAGUGAAAACACUGCUAAAAACAAGGCCAAAAUACUGAAAACAAUAAAAAAAAUUAAGAUUAUUGAAUCAAGUUGAUUAAACAAUUGAAGCACACAUUUUCUAAUUGCUAAAGAUCUCGGCACAUACCUAAAACAAACCUUUUAUUUCUUAACUCUUAUAUUUAAAAUGAUUACCUCUUCACAAGAAGCCUUACAAUUUAAAAGAUUUUUAA